GACAAGAAAACAUGAAUAUACCAUUAUGUUUCGUACUCUAAUGCGAAAUUAUAUUGGAUUUUUCCCGGUAUUAAGUGGGUGUUUCUUUGUAACCGAAUUUUACCUCAGGAUAAUACCUCUUCAAUUGUGUACACUAGUUAUCUGUUUGGAAAUCGACUGACUCGUCUCCAUCCAACCGUGCUUCAAACUAUAUAAAGGCAGCAAAAUUGCGUAAUGUGACCCCCUUUCAAGUUUUACCUUUAAAACAUCUGAACAUCAGUUGAGUGAAAAACGUUAAAAGUCGCACAAGAUGGGGAACAAGGGAAGCAGACUAAAUCCAAAGACCGUGGAAGAAUUACAGAAACACUUGGGAUCAGAAUUAAUGGAUGAAGACAUCAAAACGUGGUACCAAGAUUACAAAGAGUCACUGACCCCGGGCAAGACCCAGCUGACGCGAAAGGACUUUAUAGAGGUGUACAAUAAACUUUUUACUGGGGAUGCUAAAGAGUUCGCAGAGCACGUGUUUCGAACGUUCGACACGGACGGAAAUAACAUGGUGGACUUCCAGGAAUUUGUGGUGGGAUUGUUUGUGUCCAGCAGCCAAGACAUGGACAAGAAGUUAAACUGGGCUUUCCGUGUGUACGACAUUAACGGGGAUGGUUAUAUUACCAAGGACGAGAUGAGCAAGAUCAUUACGUCAAUAUGUAAGAUGACGACCGCUGCUGUACAGUCUGUAGACCAGCUGACCCAGGAGCUUUUCUCUGACUUGGAUGUCAACAAGGACGAUAAAAUCAGUUACGAAGAAUUCCUGGAAGGGGCCUCCAAGAAUGACUUCGUAAUCAAUCUAUUGCAGCCGGACCCGGAGCCCGACUCUUAAAACAUAUCGGGCACACUUCCUGGUAAAAGAGUCGCAACCAUUUACGGAUUGUGCACAGAUCAUUAACAUAUUUUAGCAUUAAACUGUGGACAAAGAUCUUAUGUUCUGACAAGUCAUUCCGGAAGAUUGUCAACCGAUUUCAACGCUUAGCAAUUUAUAAGAUUAUUGUUUGAUGUUUUGGGUCAAUGUUUAAAAUCAAUGUAUUGACCUCGAAAAUCUCUUCCUUGUUGAGAGAGAGAGCUUGAGAGGUUAAUGUGAAUUUUACUGAGUGCAAGUUGAUUUUUGUAAAUAAUCAUUUGCGACAAUACACCAGAGGUGGUAUGCAGAUUAUUGGAAGAAGAGAAAGAGAGAAUAUUUGAGCGUACUCACUCUUCCUGGUAGAAUAAUCCAUCAGUUCACUUAGGCUAUAGGAUCAGAUAAAACCCUAAAUUUUUUGAUCAGUUAAGUUUUCGUGAUUCUACAUGCUGCCACAUAAGACAUGAUUACUGCGGGUAUGCCUGCAUCCUCACAGUGUCAACUUUUUGUGAUUACGUACAUCCUCACAUCCCCACAAUGUCAAGGUUUUGUGAUUACGUACAUCCUCACAUCCCCACAAUGUCAAGGUUUUGUGAUUACUUGCACACAUCCCCACAAUAUCAACGUUUUGUGAUUACGUACCCCGUCACACAAUAUCAACGUUUGGUGAUUACGUACCCCGUCACACAAUAUCAACGUUUGGUGAUUACGUACCCCGUCACACAAUAUCAACGUUUGGUGAUUACGUACCCCGUCACACAAUAUCAACGUUUGGUGAUUACGUACCCCGUCACACAAUAUCAAUGUUUGGUGAUUACGUACCCCGUCACACAAUAUCAACGUUUGGUGAUUACUUACCCCGUCACACAAUAUCAACGUUUGGUGAUUACGUACCCCGUCACACAAUAUCAACGUUUGGUGAUUACGUACCCCGUCACACAAUAUCAACGUUUGGUGAUUACUUACCUGUAUGGAGUACAUAAUCACAAAACUUUGACACUUUGAGGAGGUACGUAAUCACAAAACCCUGACAUUUUGAGGAUAUGUGGAGGUACAUGUACGUAAUCAAUGACACUGUGAGGGUGGUAUGCCUGCUGAUUAUUUGAAUUUUUUGUCUUUGUCUGUUAAUCCUAUGUUUAUCAGUUCGCUCUUUUUUUUCAAAGUGCUUUUGUGAAUUUUACGGAGUACAAGUUGAUUUUUGCACUGAUGACCAUUAUUAAUUAACUCGUCCCUGUUUGAGGAUAAUUAUAUCCCCCAUUAUCUCUUCACGCUGUGAGGGUCAGUCCAUUGGACGUACUUUUUGAUAAUAGUACACCUUGUAGUUUGCAAUGAAUAUAUGUUUGUAGAUUUAGUGCCAGCCUUUUUGUACUUGUUUUACUUAUGUACAGUUCUGUUUCUAAGCACAAAAUCAUACAGUUCACAGACGUGUAUUAAAUACACCAAAUACAUCAGUGGCGGAUUUAAGGGGUGCAGCUCAAAAUUUUCAAAUUUAAGGUGAAUUGUGGUAUUUUGUUCAGAAAAAUAUACUAAACGAUAAAAGAAGCAAUCAUUUCUUCCACUCCCGGAGAAAUAAAUGACAAAAUCUUUUGUUUCUUGAAUUACUUUAUUGGGAGAAAUUAAUUUUUCCCCAAGCCCAUAAAAUUCGCGUCAUUUGACUAAUUUCACUAAUUAAAACUGAUAGAAAAUAGUAGAAAUGACUUAUAUAGGAGACAUAUUUCAAGCCAAGACCUUCGCCCUGGACCCACUGGGGGGCCUCAAGGCGGCCCCCAGACCUCCUGCAUCAUAAAGUGCCCCCCCCCCCCCCCCCCAGUAAGCGCAAUUCCUGGAUCCGCCUCUGUACGUAUAGAAAACGUAAGAACACUCAUCUAUUACAUAGACGUUCACAUCAAUAUACACAUACAAUGAUACUGCGAGUACAGUGAUGUACACAACACACAUUAUACCAUAAGUGUUCUAACAUAAGCAUAUGUACAUAGAUAUCUCAAGGAGACGGCUUAUAUAGGCGUUGUCUGCUGCCUAAUCCUUGGUAUGUUAUUCAUAAUAAAAUACUGUUUAGAUUGAUAUGUACAUUUAUAUUGAACAAUGAACAUACAUUAUAUUAUGAUAUGCAAUUGGUUACAUGCGCUAUGAGCAUACAUUAUUUAGAUUGACAGUAGCUUUUUUGGAGAAAGAUACAAAGAUAGUGAAGUUUUUUGUUGUUGCUAAGUAACUGAUUACCUUAUCCAAUAAUAUUUUUUUAAAUGUAUAUAAUACGCCAAUUACUAUACUAUGGACAUUCCAAAAUAAAGUGAUAUUCACCUUC
This is a messenger RNA of Ostrea edulis (European flat oyster), 3173 nucleotides long. Its product is annotated as neurocalcin homolog. Bases 290 to 856 code for a protein of 188 amino acids. NCBI's taxonomy places the organism in Eukaryota, Metazoa, Mollusca, Bivalvia, Ostreida, Ostreidae. The record is from RefSeq and is a predicted model, not a curated record. The transcript has 2 exons. Gene Ontology annotation, molecular function: calcium ion binding.